AUGCUCCGAGCUAAAGAUAUUUUCGACUUGUGUCUGGCGUUUGCUUUGGGUUUUCUGUAUUCCGACUAUGCGCCGUUCUUACUGGAUCUUGGUAAUUUUGAAAUUACGUGAAGAUUUUUUUUGGAGCUGAGAAAAUUUUGAACAAUGAUAAAACGACUUUUCCGUCAGUCUUAAAAAUAAUUCGUUCUGCUGUCCUCACAUGAAGUGUUUCAGGAAUCAUUGCUUCUGUUUGCUAUUACUUGUUCUUUGUGGAGCCAGUCCCUCGCCGGAACGUCUCCUCCGCCAACCGCGUGGAAGUUUGUGGAUGCGAGGACUUCGAGGUCACGGACAACGAGCAUUCGUGCUCCGGAUGCCUGCAGUGCCAGCGCCCCGGCCAUCAUUGA
Molecule: messenger RNA, 383 nt
Organism: Caenorhabditis auriculariae
Lineage: Eukaryota; Metazoa; Nematoda; Chromadorea; Rhabditida; Rhabditidae
Source: the annotation of a GenBank genome assembly